This is a messenger RNA of Thalassophryne amazonica, 2562 nucleotides long. RefSeq names its product sarcoglycan, gamma (gene sgcg). Bases 447 to 1319 code for a protein of 290 amino acids. Gene Ontology annotation, cellular component: sarcolemma; sarcoglycan complex. The record is from RefSeq and is a predicted model, not a curated record. Gene Ontology annotation, biological process: heart contraction; cardiac muscle tissue development. Lineage: Eukaryota; Metazoa; Chordata; Actinopteri; Batrachoidiformes; Batrachoididae. The transcript has 8 exons.
UAUCUGAGAGGCCAGCUUAACUUCAUGAUGAGAGCCAGGACCAAAGUGUCAAAUCUGACUGGACUGUGUCCAGCUCGGGGCCUGGUGCUGGCAUGCAUGAUCAGUAACUGCCUCUAUUCAUUUAAGACUGUUUCCCUCUGUGCAUGUACUCCAGAGAUUCAACCAAUCCACUCAGGCAUAUUUCUGCUAAACCCCCCCCCCACACACACACACACAGUGAUGAUAACACAGUGUCUGCAGGAAAAGUAAACCCGUGGGCAGGAGGCGAGCGGGAGCGCCGUCUGCUGGUGUUCAGAGCGCCCCCGUGGCUGGAUUUAUGGCACGCAGCUGUUGAGUGGCUGACAGACGUGUGAGGAGCUGAAGCGCUGCUGCUCAGACCAACUCCAGCUUUGCUCACUGUUGCAAACACAAGAGGACCGCCGCACCUCCACACACACCGCCAGCAGAUGGUACGGGAGCAGUACGUCACUACUACUGAGGGCAGUGACACGCCCAGGUCACUGCCCGACAAUGUCUACAAGAUUGGAAUCUAUGGAUGGAGGAAGCGCUGCCUCUACCUGUUUGUCCUGCUGCUCAUCGUAAUCCUGGUGGUCAACUUUGCCCUCACCAUCUGGAUCCUCAGGGUGAUGUGGUUCAACGCGGAGGGGAUGGGACUCCUACAGGUCCACUCAGAUGGGGUGAAGCUGGCAGAGGGCGAGUCUGAGUUCCUUUUUCCUCUCUACGCUAACGAGGUGCACUCCAGAGAAGACUCCUCACUUCUUGUGCACUCAUCCGAAAAUGUCUCGCUUAAUGCCCGGAAUGAAAAUGGUGAUGUCACAGGAAGAAUAUUUAUGGGUCCAAAACAGGCUGAGGGACACGUUCAGAAUCUGCUCAUCAACUCCCCCAAUGACAACAUGCUGUUUGCUGCAGAUGGCAAUGAGGCUGUGAUUGGUCCAGACAAACUGCGUGUUACAGGGCCAGAGGGGGCGCUGUUCCAGCACUCAGUGGAAGUUCCGCUGCUGAAGUCUGAACCUUUGAAGGACCUGAGGUUGGAGUCUCCCACUCGCUCGCUCUCCAUGGAUGCACCAAGAGGAGUUCAUAUCAAAGCACUGGCUGGUAACACUGAAGCUGCCUCCAACAUGGACAUUAUUCUGCGCUCCAGCGUUGGACUGCUAGUGCUGGAUGCUGAGACGGUGCGCAUGCCGAGCUUACCUCUGAGCGAGGGAGGAGUUCCUGGAAACGCUCAGGGUCUCUACGAGGUUUGCGUUUGUCCCAGUGGAAAGCUCUUCCUAUCCAGAGCUGGAGUCACUUCCACUUGCAGCGAGAACCAAGAGUGUUAGACUCUGACAAGGUCAUCGAUUUUUCCAUCACUCAGAAGGUUUUCUGAGAGGCAGCAAGCACAACUCUUUAUUUGUUUUAUGUUUCUUGAAAACUAUGUAUUAUAUAGGAUUUAAAAAAAUGUAAAAUCCUACUGGCACGUCUGCUGGGUUCUGCGCAAGGGAAGUUUUGAAAUGCAUCAGCUUUGUUGCAGUUGAGACUUUCUCACCCUUUAGAUUAAUUGGCAUUCUGCAAAGUGUAGGAGGUUCCAACCUGGAACACAGGGUCACAGGUUUUUUUUUUUUUUUUAAUACAUUCACCAUAUCCUGGCUGGGCAAUGAGGAGCUGGUUCACAGCUUACAUCCUAUGCAAUAUUACUUUGUGGUGCAAUAAAUUAAAUUCACAUAUUGAGGGCUUGGAUUGACCAACAAAUGCAAAAAGAAAGCAAAUGAGAACAUUCUUUAUGGUUUAGUUUUGCUCUUCAAGCCCUUUGUGUGUAGUAUUUUUAAAAAAAUUUUAAAGCAUGCUUUUUUGUGUUUUGGAGCGGUGGAGGGGAUUUAGCGUCGAUUUUGUCAUUGUCGUACAAAAGUCAGAAAUUUAAGGGUUUUUAAAAUAAACUUUUAAUACAACUGGGACAGCCAUGUUCAUUUUGUUUCCUUUUAGAUAAUGUGAUAUUACGUGUCUAAUUGUGUGUUUUUUAUGGUUUGGAAAUAUUUGGCCAUGUGUUAUUUUUAAGAUCUGCAUAAGCAUGUAAUUAUGCAUUAAGUUCACUCUGAGAAAGUCUGUGCAAAUUAUAAAACCAGCUCAUCUGUAGCUGGGUUAUAGUUUUAAAAGACUGUGCACAUCUGCCAGGAAGCAAGCAAAAACCAACAAUAAAAUGAAAAACACCACUGCAUUUGUAAAUCAGGAUAUCAAGAGAAAGGAUGUCUUUAUUGUCUUGUUUUAUUGUUGUGUGAGGGUCAAACAUUUAUUACUCACACAAAAUGCAUGAGUGGUAUUUCAGAAUAAUUUCCUUUAUUGCAAUAUUAAGUUACUUAUUGCACCAUCACCAUGCCAGAAAAGGGCAACAUUUUACCAUGUUUGUGAGAUUAAACUGUCAUUUUAUGCUUGUGAAAGAAACCUGCCUUGGCCUUGUGGGGUCAGCUGUAGCAGCGUGUGUAUGUGAGAGUGGCAUAUAACUAAUUUGCAGUUGACUGUGCUCUGAUAUAUUUUGAUAAUGUGUAUUUAUUAAUUUUGUAUGUUGAAUAAACAGAUAUUCUUCUAUGA